Molecule: messenger RNA, 590 nt
Organism: Hipposideros armiger (great roundleaf bat)
Lineage: Eukaryota; Metazoa; Chordata; Mammalia; Chiroptera; Hipposideridae
Product: pulmonary surfactant-associated protein D-like
Exons: 2
Coding region: 113-484 (123 amino acids)
Biological process (GO): ossification
Molecular function (GO): growth factor activity
Source: RefSeq, a predicted model, not a curated record
CUCUCGGUCUCUCUCUCCUGCAGACAUCACUGUUCUGAGGCAGCAGGUGGAGGCUUUACAGACACAGGUACAACGCCUCCAGCAUGACUUCUCUCAAUAUAAGAAAGUGGAGAUGUUCCCUGAUGGCCGAAGUGUUGGAGAGAAGGUCUUCAAGACAGGAGGCUUUGAAAAAACUUUUGCAGAUGCACAGCAGAUAUGCACACAGGCUGGGGGACAGCUGGCCUCCCCACGCUCUGCUGCCGAGAAUGAGGCUGUGCGACAGCUGGCCUCAGCUCAUAACAAGGCUGCAUACCUCAGCAUGACUGAUGCCAGGACAGAGGGCACGUUCAUCUACCCCACAGGGGAGCCCCUUGUCUACUCAAACUGGGGCCCAGGAGAGCCCAACAAUGAUGGUAAUGCAGAGCACUGUGUGGAGAUCUACACCAAUGGCAAGUGGAAUGACAAGAACUGCGGAGAGCAACGCCUUGUGAUCUGCGAGUUCUGAGCCACCUGGGGUGGGCAGGGCAGUUUUGACCCAGGAGCGUGGCCAUCGAGUUUGGGCCCAGACCUGUGCACUGCCUACAUCACAAUAAAAAGCUGACAUCUCUGCU